Molecule: messenger RNA, 2250 nt
Organism: Clonostachys byssicola
Lineage: Eukaryota; Fungi; Ascomycota; Sordariomycetes; Hypocreales; Bionectriaceae
Source: the annotation of a GenBank genome assembly
AUGUCUGUCAAAAACGAAUAUCAGCAUUUCAUUCCCCAAUUUCUCAUCAAGAACUUUGCGUACCCUUUCAAAUGCCCGAAAGCCGAGCUGGCUGGGAAGAAGAAGAAGUGCAAAUGCAGACAUGAGAAGGGAAAAUAUCCUAAUGACCUAGUCGUCAACUGUGUCAACCUCCAUACCACGCCUUUUUCAAUCGAUGUCCGCUCAGUCAAGAGAAUUUUUGGCUCCCCCGGCAUGUACUUGGACCCGAACCAGCCAACAACCAGCCAGCAACGCCGUAUUGAAAGCAUGUUCAGCAAAUUGGAAUCUCAUGCGAGCUCCAUCUUCCGGAAGAUUGUCAAGUCCUACGAGGCCGGCGAUGGAGCCAUGUCGCUGACUAGACUUGAGCGAGAUAAUGUCAGAAAGUUCUUCUUUAUAUUGAAGUAUCGUGGCAGUACUUUCCAUCGUCGAUUCUACCAUGAUAGGGCCAGCGACUACAACGCCGACGACCGCGAAAGGUUGCACGAGUAUAUGAGGCAACGCGGAUUCUCUAGUCCGAGAGAUGUCUGGUACCAUAAUCUGGAAUGUAUCAUGAAUUUGAAAAUGGAUGUGAAGGGAGAGUGGAGGGAAGAGCUUCCGCGCCAAAUGUUCUCCGAUGACGCCCGCUGGUUCAUUAUGCAUGUUGACUUUUUUUACAUGGCUUUCUGUACACCAGUUGAUCUGGACGAUGAGUUUGUUCUGACCGAAAACUGCUACAAUAUCUUCGAAGGACCCAACACCUUCAUGAAAGAUGAGAGCACAGGCGAAGAACACGGAUCCUACCAUGGCAGUUUUCAUGAAUUCGCCACCAUUUCCCCGCGCCUGGUGGUCGUGCUACGGUCCUUAGCACUGCCAAAUCGCCGGGAAGACAUGGAUCCUGAGGUGAGGAAAUGGCGUCAAGAAACAUAUGACGCAGCCUAUGGAGAGCCCUUUGGUCCAGGAUUGAAGUCACUCCUUCACGAUCUCCCAAUUGAGAAGGCAACGAACUCCUACAGCCAAAUCGUUGGAGAUUAUGUUGUCCAGUUACCGGAACAUGAUGGCAAGUUUCGCCCAAAUGACAAAUUCGUGUUUCAAUAUUAUCCUAUUAGCCCUCGACACGUUCAGACACUGAACAAUCUCUUCCUGGAAAACGCUGACAGAAGCGACACCCUGGCCUUCAAGAACCAAACCACCUUCCUCAAGAUACUCGAGGCUUACAUUAGUGGCCCAUGCGAAUCGUUCAAAAUCGCGGGUGGCCCCGACAAAGAGAUUCGACUACAGUAUCUCCAAGGGCUAGAGGCUCUUGCUAAGAAUAUGGGAUCUCAGAAGACUCUUCUAUACAGGGAGAUGACCAUACCGUGGGGCAUUGAUUCUAAACGAUUUAUGGAAAAGCAAUUGGCCUACCGUGAGCUGAUAGGCCCUACGGGAGAAAUAAAUCGUCAGAAUAGUCCAGGACCAGAGUUUUUUGACAUCUAUGAAAAACUCCACAAGAAGAAGGUAGAUCUCAAUCCGCUGGGAGACAUAGGUUUGGCCAGGAGAAUGGCUCUAUUUCACAUCAAGGUUGAAGCAGAGUCGAUUAUUACAGGACAAUUAGAGGCUCUACUAAUGGCGCGAAAGUCGCUUCAAUCCGUACUUCAAACCUCAAGUUGUGCAGUAUAUUGGCUUUAUUUGAAGCUAUGGCGCAAAUAUAUGUUUGGAGAUGCUGAUGGAACUUCAGAUCUCGUGGACCUUAUUGCAGAUGAUAAAGUAAGGGUCGGCCCAGAAGAUGCCUUUGCGAAAACCGCCCAUUUGUAUAACGAGAAUGCCUUGAAGAAUCUUAUGUUUACUUCCGUUUGCCAAGAUUUUACUUUGAGAAAGGGAAAGGCGGGUAGUGUCUGGAAAACCCGUUCAGAGACUCUCAUCAAUGCACCGGAUUUUCUUAUUUAUCAUUAUGCUCUCUUUCUUACGACAGGGAUUAGAAAGAUUGAGAUACUCGCUGAGUGGGAAGAGAGAAAGGCUCUACAGUCUUCGAGCUUUGGACACCUUGGUUUGUAUCCUUAUCUAGACGAGGAAGAGAAACUUGAGUUGGCGAUACGAACUCAAGUUAGAUCCAAAUUUCAAGCUGCUAUGUUUGGAGGAGCAGAGCCUGAAGCCCUCAAGGAGUUGGAGCACGUUCUCUUCACGCUCACAUUUCCAACACCACCUUGUGAGGGCUUUUCAAUGCCUUCAGGACACCCUAUCUAUGCGGAGGCUAGGCCUGAGGCGGUAUAUUAUUGA